Messenger RNA from Sorex fumeus (smoky shrew), 4364 nucleotides. It is a transcript of the gene BRPF1, whose product is annotated as bromodomain and PHD finger containing 1. The transcript is spliced from 14 exons. NCBI's taxonomy places the organism in Eukaryota, Metazoa, Chordata, Mammalia, Eulipotyphla, Soricidae. The record is from RefSeq and is a predicted model, not a curated record. Gene Ontology annotation, biological process: regulation of transcription by RNA polymerase II. The coding region runs from base 167 to 3832 and encodes 1221 amino acids. Gene Ontology annotation, molecular function: protein binding. Gene Ontology annotation, cellular component: MOZ/MORF histone acetyltransferase complex.
CGCCGGCGCUGUCCAGGGCGGCGACGCCGCGGGAGAGCUGGGGCGCCGGCGGCACCGGCAGCGGCGGGGGUCGGCGCGCCCGAGCGGGGCCUCCCGCGCCCCGGCCCGCCCUGCCCGGCGGGCGGCCCGGCGAUGAGCCCGGACCCGAGGUGGCCGAUGUGACAGCAUGGGGGUGGACUUCGACGUGAAGACUUUCUGCCACAACCUGCGGGCGACGAAGCCACCCUAUGAGUGCCCCGUGGAUACCUGCCGCAAGGUGUACAAGAGCUACAGCGGCAUCGAGUACCACCUGUACCACUAUGACCACGACAACCCGCCGCCCCCGCAGCAGACCCCCCUCCGCAAGCACAAGAAGAAGGGGCGCCAGUCCCGCCCGGCCAACAAGGCAUCGCCGAGCCCCUCCGAGGUGUCCCAGUCGCCCGGCCGCGAGGUGAUGAGCUACGCGCAGGCCCAGCGCAUGGUGGAGGUGGACCUGCACGGCCGCGUCCACCGCAUCAGCAUCUUCGACAACCUGGACGUGGUGUCUGAGGACGACGAGGCCCCCGAGGAGGCCCCCGAGAAUGGCAGCAACAAGGAGAACACCGAGACCCCGGCCGCCACCCCCAAGUCCGGCAAGCACAAGAACAAAGAGAAGCGCCGCGACUCCAGCCACCACCACCACCACAACGCCUCGGCCAGCGCCACGCCCAAGCUGCCCGAGGUGGUGUACCGGGAGCUGGAGCAGGACACCCCCGACGCCCCGCCCCGGCCCACCUCCUACUACCGGUACAUCGAGAAGUCGGCGGAGGAGCUGGACGAGGAGGUGGAGUAUGACAUGGACGAGGAGGACUACAUCUGGCUGGACAUCAUGAACGAGCGGCGGAAGGCGGAGGGCGUGAGCCCCAUCCCGCAGGAGGUCUUCGAGUACCUGAUGGACCGGCUGGAGAAGGAGUCGUACUUCGAGAGCCACAACAAGGGGGACCCCAACGCGCUGGUGGACGAGGACGCCGUGUGCUGCAUCUGCAACGACGGCGAGUGCCAGAACAGCAACGUCAUCCUCUUCUGCGACAUGUGCAACCUGGCGGUGCACCAGGAGUGCUACGGGGUGCCCUACAUCCCCGAGGGCCAGUGGCUGUGCCGCCGCUGCCUGCAGUCGCCCUCGCGCGCCGUGGACUGCGCCCUGUGCCCCAACAAGGGCGGCGCCUUCAAGCAGACGGACGACGGGCGCUGGGCCCACGUGGUGUGCGCGCUCUGGAUCCCCGAGGUGUGCUUCGCCAACACCGUCUUCCUGGAGCCCAUCGACAGCAUCGAGCACAUCCCGCCGGCCCGCUGGAAGCUCACGUGCUACAUCUGCAAGCAGCGCGGCUCGGGCGCCUGCAUCCAGUGCCACAAGGCCAACUGCUACACGGCCUUCCACGUGACGUGCGCCCAGCAGGCCGGCCUCUACAUGAAGAUGGAGCCCGUGCGCGAGACGGGCGCCAACGGCACCUCCUUCAGCGUCCGCAAGACGGCCUACUGCGACAUCCACACGCCGCCGGGCUCGGCCCGCCGCCUGCCCGCCCUGUCCCACAGCGAGGGCGAGGAGGACGACGAGGAAGAGGAGGAGGACGGGAAGAGCUGGAGCUCCGAGAAGGUCAAGAAGGCCAAGGCCAAGUCCCGGAUCAAGAUGAAGAAGGCGCGGAAGAUCCUGGCCGAGAAGCGGGCGGCGGCCCCCGUGGUGUCGGUGCCCUGCAUCCCGCCCCACAGGCUCAGUAAGAUCACAAACCGCCUGACCAUCCAGAGGAAGAGCCAGUUCAUGCAGCGGCUUCACAGCUACUGGACGCUGAAACGCCAGUCCCGGAACGGGGUCCCACUGCUCCGGCGCCUGCAGACGCACCUGCAGUCGCAGAGGAACUGUGAUCAAGUCGGGGUGCCAUGUGACCAAGUCAGGAGAGACUCCGAGGAUAAGAACUGGGCCCUCAAGGAGCAGCUCAAGUCCUGGCAGCGGCUCCGGCACGACCUGGAGCGCGCGCGGCUGCUGGUGGAGCUGAUCCGCAAGCGGGAGAAGCUCAAGCGGGAGACGAUCAAGGUCCAGCAGAUCGCCAUGGAGAUGCAGCUCACCCCUUUCCUCAUCCUCCUUCGCAAAACCUUGGAGCAGCUCCAAGAGAAGGACACGGGCAACAUCUUCAGCGAGCCGGUCCCUCUGUCUGAGGUCCCCGACUACCUGGACCACAUCAAGAAGCCCAUGGACUUCUUCACCAUGAAGCAGAACCUGGAGGCGUACCGCUACCUGAACUUCGACGACUUCGAGGAGGACUUCAACCUGAUCGUCAGCAACUGCCUCAAGUACAACGCCAAGGACACCAUCUUCUACCGGGCGGCCGUGCGGCUCCGCGAGCAGGGGGGCGCGGUGCUGCGCCAGGCCCGGCGCCAGGCGGAGAAGAUGGGCAUCGACUUCGAGACGGGCAUGCACCUGCCGCACAGCCUGGCCGGGGACGAGGCGCCGCGCCACGCGGAAGAGGCAGCCGAGGACGAGCGGCUGACCCUGCUGGAGAGCCAGAAGCACCUGCCCGCGGAGGAGCAGCUGAAGCUGCUGCUGGAGCGGCUGGACGAGGUGAACGCCGGCAAGCAGAGCGUCGGCCGCUCCCGGCGCGCCAAGAUGAUCAAGAAGGAGAUGACGGCGCUGCGGCGCAAGCUCGCGCACCAGCGGGAAGGCGGCCGCGACGGCCCCGACCGGCACGGGCCCUCGGGCCGGGGCAGCCUGACGCCGCACCAGGCCGCCUGUGACAAGGACGGGCAGACGGACAGUGCCGCCGAGGAGAGCAGCAGCCAGGAGACGAGCAAAGGCCUGGGUCCCAACAUGUCCUCCACCCCCGCACAUGAGGUGGGCAGGAGAACCUCAGUUCUGUUCUCCAAAAAGAACCCGAAGACAGCUGGACCGCCCAAGAGGCCGGGCCGGCCCCCCAAAAACCGGGAGAGCCAGAUGACCCCCAGCCACGGAGGCAGCCCUGUGGGGCCCCCCCAGCUCCCCAUCAUGGGCCCCGUCCGUCAGCGCAAGCGGGGGAGGAGUCCCCGGCCCAGUUCGAGCUCAGACAGCGACAGUGAUAAAUCCACAGAAGACCCCCCAAUGGACUUACCAGCCAACGGCUUCAGCGGCGGGAAUCAGCCAGUCAAGAAGAGCUUCCUGGUGUACCGGAACGACCGCAGCCUCCCCCGGAGCAGCUCUGACUCAGAGUCCAGCAGCAGCAGCAGCAGCAGCGCCGCCUCGGACCGGACCAGCACGACACCCUCCAAGCAGGGCCGGGGGAAGCCCUCCUUCUCCAGGGGCACCUUCCCGGAGGACAGCAGCGAGGAUACCUCAGGCACCGAGAAUGAGGCCUACUCGGUGGGCGCGGGCCGCAGCGUGGCCCACAGCAUGGUGAGGAAGAAUCUGAGCCGGGGAGCUGGCUGGUUGUCAGAGGACGAGGACUCCCCGCUGGACGCUCUGGACCUGGUGUGGGCCAAGUGCCGAGGGUACCCGUCCUACCCAGCUCUGAUCAUUGACCCAAAGAUGCCCCGGGAAGGCAUGUUCCAUCAUGGGGUGCCCAUCCCUGUGCCACCGCUGGAGGUGCUGAAACUUGGGGAGCAGAUGACCCAGGAAGCCCGAGAGCAUCUCUACCUCGUCCUCUUUUUUGACAACAAGCGAACCUGGCAGUGGCUGCCCAGGACCAAGCUGGUUCCUCUGGGCGUGAACCAGGACCUGGACAAGGAGAAGAUGCUGGAGGGCCGCAAGUCCAACAUCCGCAAGUCGGUGCAGAUCGCCUACCACCGCGCCCUGCAGCACCGCAGCAAGGUGCAGGGCGAGCAGAGCAGCGACAGCAGCGACAGCGACUGAGCCUGCCCGAGUGGCACCUCUGCACUGACUCAUUCCUGGUCUUGGGGCCAGUCUCAGGGGAAGCGGGUGGGGGAGGUCGCGCCUGCCCCGAGUGCAGCUGGACUGUACCGGACACUCCCAGCGCCGGAGAGGGGCAGGUCCGCAGGCCAGAAGGCUGAGACCUCGGUCGCGUGCAGCGCGGUGGGGCCCGGGGCGGGACGCUGCGGCACAGGCUGCCCCACCGGCGCCACCUGCUCCUGCCCGGGGCCGCAGGCUGCGCGCCGGCAUCUGCCCAGCCUAGCAGUGGGACUGAUGUCUGUCCAGCCCGGAAGAGGGGCACCAGGUGACCCCCUCCCCCGCUGUUGUAAAUACUGUAAUUAGCGGAGAAUUUAAAUUAUUCUCAUUUGUAACUGCGUUUCCGGGUCGCGCCAGAGUCAUUUGGUACUAAACAAAAAGCCUGUCCCCGCUGCCCUCGUCCCAUAGGCCCCCCACCUUUCAAACUGGUUUGUAUUUAUUUCAAAGAAAAAAAAUAUAUUGAUUCUUAGAAAAUGAA